Molecule: messenger RNA, 2317 nt
Organism: Canis lupus familiaris (dog)
Lineage: Eukaryota; Metazoa; Chordata; Mammalia; Carnivora; Canidae
Gene: DCLRE1B
Product: DNA cross-link repair 1B
Exons: 4
Coding region: 264-1856 (530 amino acids)
Biological process (GO): interstrand cross-link repair; double-strand break repair via nonhomologous end joining; protection from non-homologous end joining at telomere
Molecular function (GO): damaged DNA binding; 5'-3' DNA exonuclease activity
Source: RefSeq, a predicted model, not a curated record
AGCGCGCGCUUUGAGUGCCCGGCCUCAGCCCCGGCUCCCGCGCGCGGGGAGGAGUGGCGCUCGGGCGGGCGGUUUGCGCGGUUUGCGCUUCCAGCCGGGCCUCCCGGGAGCGCGGCCGCUUCCUUCUUUCUGUCCCCGCCUGCAGGGGCUUCUUCCUCUCCCGGGCCGGCUUCCCGUUGCCCCCAGCGCGACUUUCCAGAGGGCGCGAUCGCGGAGCCCUGAGCCCAUGAGGAUCCCGCGGGUGAGCCCGCGGCCCCGCCACCAUGAACGGGGCCCUGAUCCCCCACACCCCCAUCGCCGUGGACUUUUGGAGCCUGCGCCGGGCUGGCUCCGCACGGCUCUUCUUCCUGUCCCACAUGCACUCGGACCACACCGUGGGCUUGUCUAGCACCUGGGCCCGGCCGCUCUACUGCUCCCCCAUCACGGCUCACCUCGUGCACCGUCAGCUGCAGGUAUCUAAGAGGUGGAUCCGGGCCUUGGAGGUUGGUGAGAGCCAUGUCCUGCCUCUAGAUGAAAUUGGGCGCGAGACCAUGACUGUAACCCUCAUGGAUGCCAAUCACUGCCCUGGCUCUGUCAUGUUUCUCUUUGAAGGAUACUUUGGAACCAUCCUCUACACAGGUGACUUUCGGUAUACACCAUCCAUGUUAAAGGAGCCAGCCCUGAAACUGGGGAAACAGAUCCAUACCUUAUACCUAGACAACACCAACUGCAAUCCAGCCCGGGUUCUUCCUUCCCGACAAGAAGCUGCCCGCCAGAUUGUUGAGCUCAUUCGAAAGCACCCACAACAUAACAUAAAGAUUGGACUCUAUAGCCUGGGAAAGGAGUCACUGCUGGAGCAGCUAGCCCUGGAGUUUCGGACCUGGGUGGUACUAAGCCCUCAGCGCCUGGAGUUGGUGCAGCUGCUGGGCCUGGCAAAUGUGUUCACCGUGGAGGAGAAAGCCGGCCGCAUCCAUGCCGUGGACCACAUGGAGAUCUGCCGCGCUGCCGUGCUGCACUGGAACCAGACCCAUCCUACCAUUGCUAUCCUUCCCACGAGCCGGAAAAUCCACCGCUCCCACCCUGACAUCCACAUCAUCCCUUACUCUGACCAUUCUUCCUUCUCAGAGCUUCAGACCUUUGUUGCAGCACUGAAGCCUUGCCAGGUGGUGCCCAUUGUCAGUCAGCAGCCCUGUAGGGACUACUUUCAGGACAGCCUGAGCCCUGGGCUCUCUAUGCCCCUGAUCCCAAACUCUGUGCAGCAAUAUAUGAAUUCCUCUUCAAGAAAACCAAGCUUUCUCUGGCUAUUGUUAGAAAGGAGGCUAAAGAGGCCGAGAACUCAGGGUGUUGUGUUUGACUCCUUUCAGGAAACUGCUGAUCAGUCGCAAGCUGACAGGGACUCAAAGAAGGCCAGGAACGAGAACCUUUCUGGGGAGCUUGAGAAGCAGAAACCAUCAUUCCUGGACCUCAGCAGCAAAGAAUGGGUUGGGGCAGUCCCAAUCUCUGAGUCCCAGAAGAUGGUGACUGUACUGACUGCCCCUUUGAAUUUUUCAAUGCACUUACGGUCUACAGAUGAGGAAUUUCUCUCUCUAGAAACUGGGGAGGAUAUGGGUGUAGGGCCCCACUUGGUACCCAAGGGAGACCAUGCUGGCUCAGCAGCCUCGGGGAACCAGAGUACCUGGGUGGGCCAGGAUUCUCCGCUGUCCCACAGCAGCAAGGCUGCUCCUCUGCUGGCUCCUAAGUUCAGGGGCCUGGCACUAAAAUACCUUCUGACUCCAGUGAACUUUUUCCAGGCACAGUUCUCUUGUAGGGGCUUUGACCAACAAGUGGAAAGAUACCAUAAACCCCUACUGAAAUACAGAGAACUGAAUGCAGAAUGAUCCCUUUAGCUGACCCAACACUGCAGUUUUAAAGAUAGUGACUGAUAGCUGGUGAGGAGGUGUGUGGUGGGCCUUGCUUUUCAACCUUCAUGGGAUCCCUGUGGGCUCACCCUGGAGCAUUACCUCUCCAAGUGUGUCCCUUGGAAUCCCAGUGCCUACAGACUUAUUAGUUUUAUGGUUGACUCUGUUUAAGAAACACUUUUCAUUAUGCCCCCUGCCCGUUAUACCUGAGCACAUCAAAGGUUCCAAGAAGUCUAGUAAUUUAAUCUGCUUAACCUUAACUUGGUAUUUCUCCUUUUUGGGACAUAUGAACAUGCAGUCCUCUGAUGUGGGUGCAGAAAGAGGUGCAGUCUCAAUCAGAAAGGACCAGGUUAUUCCCAUUGUCAUUUCGUGUGCCAUAUGCCAUUCCCCAUGUCCCCUUCCCCCUCUUCCCAAAUAAAGGCAGUUAUGUGUUGUUGUGA